AUGCCUGUUGCUGCCUGUGCCGUUGCUGCCUGUGCCUGUGCUGCCCGUGCCUGUGCUGCCCGUGCCUGUGCUGCCUGUGCUUUUGCUGCCCGUGCCUGUGCUGCCCGUGCCUGUGCUGCCCGUGCCUGUGCUGCCCGUGCCUGUGCUGCCUGUGCCUGUUGCUGCCCGUGCCUGUGCUGCCCGUGCCUGUUGCUGCCCGUGCCUGUUGCUGCCUGUGCCUGUGCUGCCCGUGCCUGUGCUGCCCGUGCCUGUGCUGCCCGUGCUUGUGCUGCCCGUGCCUGUGCUGCCCGUGCCUGUUGCUGCCCGUGCCUGUUGCUGCCCGUGCCUGUGCUGCCCGUGCCUGUGCUGCCCGUGCCUGUGCUGCCCGUGCCUGUGCUGCCUGUGCCUGUUGCUGCCCGUGCCUGUGCUGCCCGUGCCUGUGCUGCCCGUGCCUGUGCUGCCCGUGCUUGUGCUGCCCGUGCCUGUGCUGCCCGUGCUUAUUGCUGCCCGUGCCUGUUGCUGCCUGUGCCUGUGCUGCCCGUGCCCGUGCUGCCCGUGCCUGUGCUGCCCGUGCUUGUGCUGCCCGUGCCUGUGCUGCCCGUGCCUGUUGCUGCCCGUGCCUGUUGCUGCCUGUGCCUGUGCUGCCCGUGCCUGUGCUGCCCGUGCCUGUGCUGCCUGUGCCUGUUGCUGCCCGUGCCUGUGCUGCCCUGUGCUGCCUGUGCCUGUUGCUGCGUGUGCCUGUGCUGCCCGUACCUGUGCUGCCCGUCACUGUGUUGCCCGUGCCUGUGCUACCCGUGCCUGUGCUGCCUGUGCCUGUUGCUGCCCGUGCCUGUGCUGCCCUGUGCUGCCCGUGCCUGUGCUGCCCUGUGCUGCAUGUGCCUGGUGCUGCUCGUGCCUACUGUCUGCGCCCUCGUGCGCUCUGCUACUGUCUGCGCCCUCGUGCGCUCUACUACUGUCUGCGCCCUCGUGCACCCCCCCCCCCCCCCCGUUUGCGGCUGUCGCUGA
Molecule: messenger RNA, 984 nt
Organism: Closterium sp. NIES-65
Lineage: Eukaryota; Viridiplantae; Streptophyta; Zygnematophyceae; Desmidiales; Closteriaceae
Source: the annotation of a GenBank genome assembly